Molecule: messenger RNA, 1137 nt
Organism: Hypanus sabinus (Atlantic stingray)
Lineage: Eukaryota; Metazoa; Chordata; Chondrichthyes; Myliobatiformes; Dasyatidae
Product: ras-related protein Rab-7a-like
Exons: 7
Coding region: 219-839 (206 amino acids)
Biological process (GO): endosome to lysosome transport; phagosome-lysosome fusion
Cellular component (GO): lysosome; phagocytic vesicle; late endosome
Molecular function (GO): GTPase activity; GTP binding
Source: RefSeq, a predicted model, not a curated record
GAAACACUUCGCCCCAGGUUGUCACCAUAAGUGAACUGGAAACCGGUUUCGAACCAGAAGCGAUAAGAGAACCGAGCGAUGACUGGUCAGGAAGUGUUCGCUGGCUUGGCGGAGUUCUUCAAUGCCUGGUGGUUUUAUUGAUCGCAAAUCCUCGGCGGAACGUGAUUCCCACGGUGUGUCUGCAGGAGGAGAGGCCAGAGAUCGCUCCGUCCGCAGGUAUGUCGUCUAGGAAGCGAAACCAGGUGAAGAUCAUCCUCCUGGGAAACUCUGGAGUGGGGAAGUCGUCCCUGAUGAACCAGUUCAUCAAUCAGCGCUACACCAACCUGUACAGGGCGACGAUCGGGGCCGACUUUCUCACCCGGGACAUCACGGUGGAUGACCAGCACGUCACCCUGCAGGUGUGGGACACAGCGGGCACGGAGCGGUUCCAGUCCCUGGGCUCCGUCCUCUACAGGAGCACCGACUGCUGCCUCUUGGUGUUCGACGUGACCUCGGCCGAUUCAUUCCGGGCGCUGCAAGGCUGGAGACGGGAGUUCCUGGUGCAGGGCUCCCCCCGGGACCCCGAGACUUUCCCCUUCGUCGUGCUGGGGAACAAAGCCGACCUGGGGAGCAGGGAGGUCAGCAGGAAGCAGGCGGAGGACUGGUGCCGAACCCACAAGGUGGAGUAUUUGGAGACCAGCGCCAAGGAAGCUCUCAACGUGGAGACGGCGUUUCGGGCUGCGACGCGCUUAACGCUGAACCAGUUGAAAGCCGUGGACCACUGCGUGGAAAACCCGGACCUGGUUCAGCUCCAAGCGCAGCCCGGACAGCCCAGCCCCAAUUGGCCCUGUGCCUGUUGAUCCUUCUGACUGGAUAUCAACCUCCGCCGUAACCCCUCUCCUGCUCGCCCACUGCUGUGGUACCCAACAGGAACCGAGCCUCAUAUAUAUAUAAAUAUAAGCAGGAAUUCGAGGUGUUGCUUCUCCAAGAUGAGAGUGACCUCACUGGCAAUAGAACUUUUUACACAGCCCUUUCAAUGCGAGGCACUUUACAUGUUUUUUAAAAAAUAUAUAAUUAUGUAAACUGCAGAUACUUAAAAUAGAAAAAUUGCACAAUAUUGAUUUGAUUAAAUGAUGGGUAUAAUGAAAUAUACAACAA